Messenger RNA from Protopolystoma xenopodis, 1215 nucleotides. Lineage: Eukaryota; Metazoa; Platyhelminthes; Monogenea; Polystomatidea; Polystomatidae. The record is from the annotation of a GenBank genome assembly.
AUGAGGUUUCGCAACAAGCUUGUUGAUUACCUGUGCGAUUGGGUGAUGGGCAGCAGUUAUCACCUUAACUUAGCAGCAACAUCUUCAUCGUGUGUUAGCAGCAACAGCAGCGGUGGCGGAUGUGGAACUAGUGGAUUUACUGUCACUUGCUCUGGUUCCAAUGGCCUUGCCACAUGUGGAGCUGGGGGAUCAAAUAUGGCGCAAUUACCGUUCCUGCCUCUCUCAGGUGGUGCCGCAACCACAACAACCGGUUCAAGCCAGGGUCUUAGUAUUGGUACGAUCUCCGGCCUGCCACUUGUACUGGGGGCUUCAUGUGGCCAACUCGGUGCUUCUGUGUCUGUACUAAGCUGUGGUAGUGGGAUUGGAGGUACAGGUCCAUCAUUAAGCUUGCCCAACUCGACUGUGGUCGCUACUGGCCUUCUGCCGAGUGGACUGAUUGUAGGACAGCUGGGAACGGGGCUGAAUCAGGCCCCAAUCUCUGUCCCUUUAUCAAACGGCAGCGGUGCUGGUAACAGCGGCAAUGCCAUCGCUACUAGCGGUAUCUAUCAGCCACCUGGGCUUACCAGCAGUAUUAACCCUUCUGUGUCCAACUUCGGCACUUGUAUUAAUGCCGGCAGCAUCAAUGCCUUAUGUGGACCACCGCUCUCUACUUCCUUGCUUGGACAGACACUGACCUCAGUGGCUUGUGAAGUGGUCGCCCCUCUCUCUUCCCCUUCUUCCUUCUCGUCCUCCACAUCCAUUUCCACUAGCAUCAGCACCAUGCCCACAGGACUCCUUAUACCUGGUCUGACAGGUCUCGUAACCUUAAUUAAUGGAGGCCAGGCUUGGAACUUGGUUGGAGGGCAAACAUCAACCAAUAUUGCAGUGCCUACUCGACCCGGUGGUGGAAAUAGUGGCCUAGUAGUUGGAAUCCCUCUGGGUGGCAGCCACGUUCUGCCGACGUCUUCAACUUCUCAUGGCGCUUUCAACGGCAUUACUACUGGAUACUUGCAGCAGAUCUCUGGUAGUGGAAUACCCUUGAAUCUGCAUUCCAGUAGCAAUAUUUUAACUGGGUCACAGGCAGUUACACCGGGGACAAACCAGCUCUUGGGAGUUGGGCCUACCGGAGUUGCCGGCACGGGUACUGGCUUAAUUGGUGAAUAUUAUUGUAUUCAGUACUGUAAUCUGCAAAUUUUGUUGUUGCAUAAAACGUGUUAUAUAUUAUACCAACGAUAG